AUGCGGUCUAGAGAUGCGGAUCACCCCGAAAUCGAUAUUUUGGAAAAUGCUGGUCCGUCUAGACAAGCUAUGCGGCACGGAGUCUCCAACAACGUAUACUUUCACCACGUGCAAGACGGCUUGAACGUCACAAGCAACAAAACUACUUCAUCGACCGCCUUAAUUCUCGACCUUUGCAAAGGCAACACUGACACACCAGAGCUGUUAUCCUUAACUGCUGUUCUCCCUGUGGUUCCUUCAUCGCUGGGCUCCUUGGAGACGCAAUUACGGACUCUAUUGGAAUAUUCAAGAUAUCUCUCAGAUAUUCUCAUUACCUAUCCUGCGGCGCUGCAAUCACAAAUCAGAAGAUCUAUGCUGUCGGUGCUCGCUUCCGGUGGGCACUCCGCCCACGUCGAGAUGUCACUGUCCACCUGGCCAUCUGGAACGGAUGAAGCCACGGCUGUUUUUCAUGUUGCGCAGCAGGCUGCAACCACACAUGUCCUUCUUCUCGGAAGUGACGGCUUGGAGACCUUCGAUGAUCGUACCAAGGAGAUUCUUCUCCUUCUUGAGCCGUUCUCCACAAUGAUGCCACUCGGUCCUCGAGGAUUGAUAGGCAACGCUUGUGUCACACCUUCCGAAACUCCCCAGAAAGCUGACUACCUUCUCCCGCCAUUUUUGCUGCCGACUUCUCUGCUACCCUUGGAGUACUUUCCUGCAUACACUUGGAAAACCCUCGGAGAGCGCAUGUCUCAAACGCAGCCUGGCUUGGCAGGAGGAUUGGUCGUGGGCUCUAGCAAUUCUUCGUCCGCGGGCUGCUCUCAGACUGUGACGUCAAUUUCUGAAGAAGUGCUGCCGGACAUACCUAUGCUUGCCGAUGAUUAUUCACUGCAGCCUGUGGAAUCGCUGGGUACCACGAUUCUGAACGACACAUGCGUCGCGGAGUAUGAUAGAAUACCGCUUUCCGGUACCUUUAUGCUGCUCCUCGAUAGUACCGCAGACUUGCGAUCUUUCUCCUCAGCUGCAUGUCGCCUCCAAACGGAUGGCCAUGAAAUAACUACAGUAGUCCGUUCCAGCGAGUCUGAUUUGGUCGGCCGCGGGGAUUUCGACGUGGACGAUUGGCAUGUUCCUCGGGUUGAUAUUUCCGUCAUCACGAACGACAGACCACACUCGCUGGAACGGCUUCUGACCUCUCUCUCUAGUGCACGAUAUUUCGGCGACGCCCUGAACCUCCGCGUUAAUAUGGAGCAGACAGCCGAUCCGGAAACCUUGCAGGUCGUGAACGUGUUCCGUUGGAACUACGGCCAAGUGUUUCUACAUCGUCGUGUCAUUCAUGGUGGUCUGCUUCCUGCUGUGGUCGAAUCUUGGUAUCCGCACUCCAACAAUUCCUACGGACUAAUCUUGGAAGAUGACGUGGAAGUCUCGCCACUAUUCUACGCCUGGAUCAAGAUGGCGUUGCUUCGCUACAGAUAUGGACAGCAGGAAGAUCGAUCUUCGCAAUUAUUUGGCAUCAGUCUCUAUCAGCAGAAGAAUCUUGAAUUGCGUCCCGACGGGCGCCAUCCUUUCAACGCCCGGAAUGCAUUCGCAGCUGUAGGCAUCGCGAAUCCCAACACUCCAUACUUGUCACAAAUUCCGUGCAGCUGGGGCGCAGUGUACUUCCCCGAGCAUUGGAAAGAAUUCCACUCUUAUCUAUCGUUCCGUCUCUCGGAGUACGCCUGGGAUACGGAUCAAGUGGUCAUUCCAGGGGCCAGGUCAAACAAAUGGACACGAUCCUGGAAGAAAUACUUCAUCGAACUCGUGUACCUGCGUGGAUACAUUAUGCUAUACCCUAACUUCGACGACUAUGUCUCGCUGUCUACCAAUCACUUGGAAAUAGGCUCGCACGUCAAGAAUAUGUCGACCGAGGCUUAUCUUCGAAAGAAAAGGAUGUUUCUCCUGCCCUUGAUGGAACUGCCGAGCCCAGAGCAAGCAAGCGGUCUGCUGGAUCUCCCCAAUGGCAGGCUGCCUUCGUGGUCAUCCUUACCGUCACUCGAUCUACUCGGUCUGCCGGUGGACGAGAAGGCUAUGAUCCAACGAGGUCUAGCACGCAAGGCGGAGUUGACAGGUUGCGACGAAUGGGUAGCUGAACGCGGCAUACCCUCACACGAUGUAUGGGAUUUGCUUUGUGACAGCGACCAGCUAUUCCAUCAUAAGUUCCGCGAAGGGAGCACUGGCCAAUAA
Laetiporus sulphureus 93-53 is the source of this 2196-nucleotide messenger RNA. RefSeq lists its product as uncharacterized. The transcript is spliced from 3 exons. Lineage: Eukaryota; Fungi; Basidiomycota; Agaricomycetes; Polyporales; Laetiporaceae. The record is from RefSeq and is a predicted model, not a curated record. The coding region runs from base 1 to 2196 and encodes 731 amino acids.